Messenger RNA from Chrysochloris asiatica (Cape golden mole), 978 nucleotides. Its product is annotated as olfactory receptor 4K5-like. The transcript is spliced from 2 exons. The record is from RefSeq and is a predicted model, not a curated record. Lineage: Eukaryota; Metazoa; Chordata; Mammalia; Afrosoricida; Chrysochloridae. Gene Ontology annotation, biological process: G protein-coupled receptor signaling pathway. Gene Ontology annotation, molecular function: olfactory receptor activity; G protein-coupled receptor activity. Gene Ontology annotation, cellular component: membrane. Bases 1 to 978 code for a protein of 325 amino acids.
AUGGAUAGGGAUAACUUUUCGAUGGUGUCUGAAUUUGUGUUGCUGGGACUCUCCAGUUCACAAGAGCUCCAGCUUUUCUUUUUCAUUUUCUUCUCUGUGUUGUAUGUGGCCAUUAUACUGGGAAACCUCCUGAUUAUCCUCACUGUGACUUCUGACUCCAGCUUGCACUCUCCCAUGUACUUCCUCUUGGGAAACCUCUCCUUUGUUGACAUCUGUCAAUCUUCCUUUGCUACCCCUAAAAUGAUUGCAGAUUUUUUGAGCGAACAUAAGACCAUCUCCUUCAACAGCUGCAUAGCCCAGAUUUUCUUCAUCCACCUUUUUACUGGGGGGGAGAUGGUGUUACUUGUCUCCAUGGCUUAUGACAGAUACGUAGCCAUAUGUAAACCACUACACUAUGUGGUCAUCAUGAACCGGAGGACUUGCAAUGUCUUGGUAAUGAUCUCCUGGUUUGUGGGCUUGUUGCACACAUUGACCCAGUCAUCAUUUGCUGUGAACUUGCCUUUUUGCGGACCCAAUGUUGUAGACAGCUUUUUUUGUGACCUUCCUCGAGUGACCAAGCUUGCCUGCAUGGACUCUUAUAUCAUUGAAAUACUAAUUGUGGUCAACAGUGGAUUAGUUUCUCUAAGUACUUUUUUUUUCUUGAUCUGCUCUUAUGUUAUUAUUCUUGUCACUGUCUGGUUUAAGUCUUCUGCUGCAAUGGCCAAGGCAUUUUCUACACUGGCUGCCCAUAUCAUGGUGGUAAUAUUAUUCUAUGGACCUUGCCUCUUCAUCUAUUUAUGGCCCUUUACUACCUAUCCCGUGGAUAAAGUCCUAGCUAUAUUUUACACCAUUUUCACCCCUAUUCUGAAUCCCAUUAUUUAUACAUUGAGAAACAAGGAUAUGAAAGUUGCCAUAAGGAAAAUUUUGACUCAUUAUCUGAAGCCCAAGAAAAUUACUGAAAUGCCACUGUUGCGUGUUAUUAAGUGCUGUCGAAUAUAA